GUAUGAACCUCUAAAACAGAAACAGUGUGAGAUAAGUUGUCCAAAUUUCUCUAUAUUUUCAAUAUAUGUAAGAAAGAGCAAAGAGAAAAAAAAAAAAAAAAAAGAUUGACCAUAUAUGGUUAACAUUGGCCUAUCUAUGCUUUGCUUCGUUUCUGCAGGCAGCCAAUGCUCUCCAAACCAAAACUGCUAAACAGAAGGUGUGGAGAAAAAGAAAGAAACCAGCAUUUUCACCUUUCAUUUCGGAAUAAAAGCUGAUUUGCUUUUGAAUUUUUUUUGAAUUUUUUUUCGAGAUUUACAAGAAAGGGAAAAGAAAGUUGAAAUUAUAAAGUAAUAAGAAAAUGGUAGCUUUCUCAAUGGUUCCAUUUUUGGGCACAGUUCGAUCUACACCUUCUUUAACGAGUUUGGCACCUUACAAGCGCCAAAUAUCAAUACGAAUCUCUCCAGUUUCUUUUCCAAGGAAUGGGUUCUUUCCGUUCAGGAGGUUUCUUCAAGCUUGCCUUCAAUCUAGUUCUGCUACUAUGGAUACUAGAGAAAAGUUACCUGCAGAACAUUCCGAGAUCAUUUUUAUAGGGACAGGAACUAGCGAAGGCAUUCCUCGUGUUAGCUGCCUGACUGACCCUGUAAAGAAGUGCCUGGUUUGCAGCAAAGCAGCAGAGCCUGGUAACAUAAAUCGGAGACGUAAUACAAGCUUACUUAUUCGUUAUGGUAGGCCUUCUGGAAGAUGCAACAUUCUAAUAGAUGCUGGCAAGUUCUUCUACCACAGUGCUCUUCAAUGGUUUCCAGAAUUCGGGAUAAGAACAAUUGAUGCGGUUAUAAUUACACAUUCUCAUGCUGAUGCAAUUGGAGGUCUUGAUGAUCUACGUGACUGGACAAACAACGUGCAGCCAAACAUCUCAAUUUAUGUUGCUGAGCGCGAUUUUGAGGUGAUGAAAAAGACUCACUAUUAUUUGGUAGAUACAAGUGUGAUUAUACCUGGUGCUGCUGUCUCAAAGCUGCAAUUUAAUAUCAUACAAGAAGAACCUUUCAUCGUUCAUGAUUUACAGAUUACUCCUUUACCAGUGUGGCACGGCCGUGGUUAUCGCUCACUAGGUUUUCGUUUUGGUGAUAUUUGUUACAUCAGUGAUGUCAGUGAUAUACCUGAAGAAACUUAUCCUCUUCUGGGAAACUGCAAAAUCCUCAUUCUGGAUGCUUUGAGGCCUGAUCGAUCUUCAUCAACGCAUUUCGGACUUCCAAGGGCUUUAGAGGAAGUACGGAAGAUUAAGCCGAAGAGGACACUCUUUACUGGCAUGAUGCAUCUGAUGGACCAUGAAAAAGUGAGUGAAUACCUGGAAAACCUGAUGGAAACCGAGGGUCUUGAUAUACAACUCAGCUAUGACGGAUUGCGUAUACCGGUAUCACUCUAGCUUUGUAUGUUUAUCUGCCGUUGUUUUUUCGGUGAGAACAUGUUAUACCAUAAUCUGCAACUGAAAAGAUUCAAUGAGCUAACAUUAUAUAACAUAAUUCUUGGGGAGCAUUAUGCUGAUCCCCGUAUACUUAGAAUAAAUAGAA
This is a messenger RNA of Gossypium arboreum, 1548 nucleotides long. Its product is annotated as putative hydrolase C777.06c. The coding region runs from base 339 to 1403 and encodes 354 amino acids. The record is from RefSeq and is a predicted model, not a curated record. The transcript has 12 exons. NCBI's taxonomy places the organism in Eukaryota, Viridiplantae, Streptophyta, Magnoliopsida, Malvales, Malvaceae.